AUGGAAGCCAAAGACUUUGGCACCGUCGAUAGUCUCGACCCACGCAUCGCCCAAGAACUAGGGUAUCUCGGAAACACCCCAGCAUGGUUCUGUGCAGCCAACAACAGAUUUUCCUACUAUCUAUACGUGCCACAGAAUUACUACAAGCUCAAAACCCUGAGUCUUAUGGUUCUCAUACAUUCAAGCUCGCGCAAUGCAUCAGAGCUACGCAAACAAUUCACCGAAUUCGCGGAGAAGAUCUCAUGCAUUAUUCUUGCUCCACUAUUUCCACUGGAACGAGAUGAUCCCUACAAUAGUGAAGGGUAUAAAGUCAUCAAAUAUAAUGAUCUGCGCUGUGAUCAAAUAUUACUUUCUAUGGCUGAUGAAGUUGGCGCCCGAUAUAGACGGCUUGAUAUGGAGCGUUUCUUGAUGUUUGGAUUUAGUGGUGGCGCUCAGUUUGUGCAUCGCUUUGCAUAUAUGUAUCCGCAACGGUUGAGAGCUAUCGCAUGCGGUGCGCCGGGCUCUCAGACCCUUCCUGAUGUCACUCGGCCUUAUCCUGAAGGGGUGAAAGAGAUGGAGCAGAUAUUCGGCAUAAAAAUGCAAUGGCAUCAACUAUGCUCGAUACCGUCGUUUUUCAUUGUUGGGGAGGCCGAUACUGAUACCUUCUAUGCCAAGGCACGAGGAAGAGUGGUUGACCCUACUCAACAGGGUCGCUACGGAUUAACAGUUCGUCUGGAAAAGGCAUGGCGUCUAGCUGGUGCUAAUUGCUAUCUUCAUGUUGUACCUGGUGCCUCUCACGAGGAGGAAUUGAUGAUAGGUAGUGUCAUAUCAUUUUUUGAGACUUGUCUUGAGAUUUAA
This is a messenger RNA of Penicillium longicatenatum, 837 nucleotides long. RefSeq lists its product as uncharacterized. The transcript has a single exon. The record is from RefSeq and is a predicted model, not a curated record. NCBI's taxonomy places the organism in Eukaryota, Fungi, Ascomycota, Eurotiomycetes, Eurotiales, Aspergillaceae. Bases 1 to 837 code for a protein of 278 amino acids.